AUGACCGUGUUGGCGGGUCAUUUCUUAUUUGACACGUAUCGGUCUCGCCGUAACCAUGACUUAUUUUUCAGCCCUGCCGCUGUGCAACAUGUAGAGGAGCACGCGCGAUACGCAUGCACUGCAUUGAAGGGCAUGGAUGUUGUCGUAAGGAACUAUUACCUGAGAAAACCGGCGCCACCCGUUGCGGCACAUCGAUUUCUGCACAAUUCAACGCAUCUAACUCAAGCUGCUUCCGUCGACGACAAAGCGUUAACUGAUGUGGACAAGGGGAGCGUCGCAUUCUUCCCGCUAUGCUCUUCUUUUUUUAGCGAAAUACGAAACCGUUUGCAUCGCUUUAUGCUUCUAUUUUCCAACGAAACACAUACUGUGGUCUCUUCCUCCUUGAGGUAUCAAUGUCCUACGAGCCCCAAAGGUGAGCCCCUCACGGAGUCGUCGUCUCCGAUUUCUUUGGAGGGAAGCAACUCGGAUUGCCGGAGCUGUGAUGGCAAUCUGUCGCAAACUCGUAUAAUAGUGCAGCAGCAGACCGUAUCCUCGGACCUUGGAACUUGUCAAACAGACGCAAAACUCGAGGGAACUGGGUACCAUUUUGGCAUGAAAGAUAACAAAUUGAGUAGUGAUGAUACUUCACCUAGACAGGAGUUGGUGGCCUCUGCUGGAUGGCCUCCUUUUACGGAGAAGUAUGUUAGUCUGUCUUUAGAAUCUCAUAAGUUUACGUCAGGGGUCUGUGGUGAUAAUAGUAACGGCGGCGUGGCCAACGACACGUGCGCUCCGUCGGACACAUUACGGCGUCUGGUUCACCGCGCCACGCAUCAAUCGCUUGUUCGUUGUUUACCCCUCUCGAUUAUACCGGGAACGAAUUGCGAGGCGGACCCCUCCUACCUGGGCGCUGACUACCUGCGCAUUAUGCUGAGCGCCUUCCUGCUGUUGCCGUCGUCGCUACCUCCCAUGCGAGUGGGGAUUCUCGGCGUUGGCGGCGGCUCGUUGCCAUUGUUCCUUCUGCAUUACUUUAGCCGCUCGAUUCAUUGCUUGGACCUUGUGGAUCUUGAGCCGAUGUGUAUCCGUGCUGCUGUGCAGGAUCUUGGUUUUUGGGAUGCACUAAACCAGCAUGGGUUGGCUCUGGGAUCCCCAGAAGCACCGGAAGGGGAGCCCUAUUCGGGCUCACCGCUUACCAAGGUGCAUCUCGAAGACGCAGCCUCUUUUCUACGGAAACAUCAAGGCCAAAUAUCGGGUUUAUCUCUACUUACGCCCUAUCGCCCGAUGAACGGCACGCCCACCGCAUCGACACAAGCGGUCCCUGCUCCUGUAUCUUCCUCCUCCUCGUCAACGGAGGUACGCUUUAGUGAUGCGGAGCCACCCAUCAGCGGUCCUUCUUCCGCUUCUUCUUCUAUACCUCCCUCACGGAUCGUCGAGAAAGCAAAGCUACUAGUUACGCCAUCCCGUUUACCCCUUCCAUCCCUUUCUAAGCGGACAAGGGCAAGACCAUUCGACAUCCUUUUCGUUGAUCUCUUCAUGGGCAGCGAUCUCGCAGACGGGGUGGCCUCUGCUGAGUUUCUGACAUUGUGCCGGUCUUCGCUUUCUUCCUAUGGCGUUGUUGCCUUUAACCUUCCUGCGCGGGAUCGGCCAUUUGUGCAGCAGUGCCAGAGGAUCUUUGGAGAUGCCAACACCUAUCUCAUUCCAUGCCCUUCCUCUGCGAAUGUUAUUGUUUUGGCUCGCGGCGGUUCCGUCAGCGCGUUCACACGUGAAAGGUCAGGAGAGCGCACCGUUGACGGUGCAUUGCCUGCCCCGCGUCUAUCCCACCGAGUGCUUUAUCGCCGUGCAAUGGAGUUAUCCCAACGCCAUAGUCUUCCUUAUGACCUAAGCGCUCAUUACCCGGUGUGGUGGCGUUUUUGGUGA
Phytomonas sp. EM1 is the source of this 1893-nucleotide messenger RNA. The record is from the annotation of a GenBank genome assembly. NCBI's taxonomy places the organism in Eukaryota, Euglenozoa, Kinetoplastea, Trypanosomatida, Trypanosomatidae.